AUGUCCAAAGAAGUCAUAUCUGCAGCAUCCCCCCUUACGGCCUUUACAAGCACAGCUGGGAAUACGACAAGCGUGCUUGGUUCGUGGUACAUUCCUGCGGCCUGGACACGCUAUGCACCUAUAUUAGAUGACCUUGCUCGGGCUGGUCCGCGAUUUGUCAAAAGGCUCGGCUCGUUGAUAUCCCUCCCCGAUCACCUCGAAACGACUUCAAACACAGAUACUUCAAGUUACUUGCCAGCGGCAGCUGGUGCUAGCGCCAUACUUGCCGAGGCUGGUCCAACUAUACAAAACAUCAUGGAACCUGUCUUGGGGACCGGUGGGUUAGAGACAGCCGGCACUGAUACAGCGACCACCCUGCCCAUGGGAGGACGUGUGCCUGUCGACAGUGUCCGUAGUUUGGGCAGUGUCUUUGGCUAUGCCACAAGCAAGUGGGCUUUAUGCUGCAUUGCCAUGGCCGUCAUCUUGAACCGAACACAUAUAUUCGCUGCUACUCGCCGGCGACUGCGACUCCGAUGGCCGACGAGACUGUUGCUGCGCGCUGUUCCCAUCGCUUUGCUUGUCAUCCAGGCGCGCCAGUUGCUUCAAUCCAUUCAAUGUCAGACCUCAUCCGAUUUUGCCGAAUUACGAUGGGGCAACGCGAGUAAGAGCUCCGAUCUCAUGUUCGCGCACAAUAAUCCUUUCCUUAAUUCCCUGUGCUCUGUCCUACUGUUCUCCGCUUCCGAUGAGGAGUCUUGCAUGGCUGUGCGUAUGAUACCUUCGGAUGCAUCUGGCUCUGCUCGUAAUUUAGCUGGAUCCCUGUCUCUUCUCUGGCCUUUGUUCGGAACAUUAUGUCUGAGCCAGUUCCUCGAGACUGUCUCGUGUGCUGUGCAGGGUCGUCCAGUAGCUCCUGAGACAGGCAUGACCCUUUUUGAACAAUCGCUCGCUUUCGCCGAGGCCGACGCUGCUAUCAGCAAUCAGCUUGGCUGGAACUUAUUUACCAAGACUACUUCAAUAGGCACUUCAGCGUCUGGACUCGGGAACGCUAUAGCUUUGACUCGAUCCAUGGUGCUGAAGAGGGUGAACACCUCACCGGAGGUGCUGCUUGUGGCCUUCCUAUCCUCGAUGACGCAUAUCACGAGCCACGUUCUGGGGGUCUUCAACUUGCAAGCCAAGUAUCGUUUGAUUAGCACUGGGUUUUGGGGUCUCUGCUUCAUGGCUAGCAUUGUGUGGGCAGCUAUAUCCUUUGAUCUCGAUCAUCCAUCUUCCCAGAGCCUGCUACGAUUUCCGACCGUUUGCAUUAUUGGUUUCGUACCCCAUGUUCUUGUUCUAUUCGGCAUCGGCGUAUGCCUGCUUAUAUAUGGACUGGCUUUGUUGCUUUCGACUUUAUCCCCGCCUUCGACGUCGGAUAUGGCAUCCAUGUCUUUUCAUCAACGUCUGAUUCAUGCUCAUGAAAAUAUGCAAGCGAACGUCUCCCUCUCGUCAAUCCGAAUCACUCGAGAAAUGGACUUCUACACGGCUUUACUUCGCACCGGAUUCGGUGCCAUAACUAUGGCCAGUGAAGCUGUUUAUUUGAAUGAGGAUAAAGGAGUCAGUCUCAAACGACGCACCUGGCUGGAAGAGGAGCGUUUCAAAGAGGCUGAAGAACUGCAAAGGAAGCUAAUUGUUGGUGGCUUGCCCGAUUCACGAUAUGAUCAGAUCGGCGCGAUCGGUCUGAUUCCAGUAAAGGGAGGGCCAACAAUUGCUUCCAAUGGAUACGCCCGCGAACGCGCUGCUCAGAAGAUUCCAAAAGGUCGCGGUGAGCGCAACCUCCGCGCGGGCAUCGGGGCGUCUGAAAGGAGUUCGCGCUGGCUCAUGGCGCUUGACUUUCUGCUGAGCAUCAACAAGCUUGUUGCAAGGAUUGGCGCCAAAUCGCUACUAUGGUGUCUUGCGGUCCUUCGAAUUAGAUAUCAGCCCGCCUGGCUCCUAUGGCUCGCGCAGCACCGAAAAAGCACGGAAACCAAAGCAAAGAGCAAAAACAAAGCCUCAGCCCUGGGCCAAACGCUACCUGGUGGUCCAUCUUUAUAUAGCGACGGAUCCAUCCCGAGGGAGACUUCGUCUGACAUAGAGGCGGAAUUCAGGCGUAUACGCAGUGUUCAGGACGAGGAGAGUUUUGACAAAGAGUUGUAUAAAUACUGGGUCAAGAACGGAUGGUGGGGUUCCACUGAUACAAGCGGUGAUUUCGAGCCACUUUCGGACGACGACUUUGAUACCACAAGCGUGAUCUCACUGUCGACGACUGGCGAUGGAAUUGAUGACUAUCAGAAUUGGGAAUCGGAUGAUGGGAAUGACGAUGGUCAACGAACACCCACCCAGCGAUCUCCUCAAAUGACCCAUGAGAGCACCCCUUUUCAGGACACUCCCAUGCAGAUAUCCGACCUAGCACGUCUUCUUCACCCCACGAAUCCUGAAGAGCGCGAGGAGGCCUUGACAUUGGCCGCCCAUCUUCAAAGCGAUGGCAUCAUGACACGGGCCAAAUACAAGCGAAUGGAGCAACUACAACGCACUCGCGUCCUCACAGCACCGGGAUCCAGUCUACUGCAGCCGAAAGCUGACCUUGCACAACCGAGCCGUCGUAACAAAUUAGACUUGGAUGAAGAGGAGCGUCUCUUGGAACAGCUAUUGUUGUCACGACGGCAGGCUUCGGCAGCACGAUAUGCAGAGACGUCGUGGGAGGACGGAGGAUCGGGGCUCGGUAGCGGAGGACCACAAUGCGUGGUAUGUCAAAGCUCACCCAGAACAAUCAUUGUCUGGCCUUGUCGCUGUCUGAGUCUCUGCGAUGAUUGUCGCGUCUCUCUUGCUAUGAACAACUUUGAUAAGUGCGUUUGCUGUCGUCGCGAGGUCGUCAGCUUCAGUCGUGUAUUUGUUCCUUAG
This is a messenger RNA of Fusarium coffeatum, 2889 nucleotides long. RefSeq lists its product as uncharacterized. The record is from RefSeq and is a predicted model, not a curated record. Gene Ontology annotation, molecular function: ubiquitin protein ligase activity. Gene Ontology annotation, biological process: ubiquitin-dependent protein catabolic process; protein ubiquitination. The transcript has a single exon. Lineage: Eukaryota; Fungi; Ascomycota; Sordariomycetes; Hypocreales; Nectriaceae. The coding region runs from base 1 to 2889 and encodes 962 amino acids.